Molecule: messenger RNA, 2154 nt
Organism: Pimephales promelas (fathead minnow)
Lineage: Eukaryota; Metazoa; Chordata; Actinopteri; Cypriniformes; Leuciscidae
Gene: etv7
Product: ETS variant transcription factor 7
Biological process (GO): regulation of transcription by RNA polymerase II; cell differentiation
Cellular component (GO): nucleus
Molecular function (GO): sequence-specific DNA binding; DNA-binding transcription factor activity, RNA polymerase II-specific
Source: RefSeq, a predicted model, not a curated record
UUCGUCUCUUUCGUUUUCAUUUCCCGGAAGGAUUCCACUUAAUAUUGCAGGCGAUCCGCAUAAGAAAAAGACAAACUCUGCUGUGCGACAAUACGACGUCACGCGACUCUAAACGCCUUAUUUUGUGUAUAUUUUGAACAGUUGUUGAUAUUUUAAUCAGUUAUUGAUAUUGUCGCGAAAAAUUGGAAGAGAAGUCUUGAAGGUUAAAGAACAUGAGUGACGCCUCCUCUCCGCCACCUUUAAUAAAGAGUUGUAAUGGGAACGAGCCCUCAGUUUGUGCGCCCGUUCAGCCCAUGCCUCGAGACGGACCUCCCCCCAUGAAUGAAGCCAUGCCUGAUGAACUGUGCAAGCUCCCUGGAAGACUGCGGAUCAAUCCUUCUCUGUGGGAUAAAGAGGAUGUGAAUCUCUGGCUGCGCUGGGCUCAGAGGGAAUACUCUUUGCGACGUGCGGACCACCAAAGAUUUGAGAUGAACGGAAAGGCACUUUGUCUUCUCACCAAAGAGGACUUCCGUCUCCGCUGUCCCAGCUCUGGUGAUGUUCUGUAUGAACUCCUUCAACAUGUGAAGCAGCAAAGGAGAUGUGCAAUCUUCAAUCCGCUGGCCAACUCCAACACACACACACAACAGAUGCUCGACUCGCAUGGGACCACAGGUCCUUGUGCUCCGUGUAACAGAAGUGUUCCUGUUUGUCCUGUGAAUCCAAAUUCCCGGGUGUUAACAGCCGGAUACAGCACAGAUCACAGCCAGGAGGGAAAACUCUUGUCUUCUUACCCUGAGCAUCCACAAGUCAUACAAACAGGACCCACCAAAGCGCGUCCAUCUUGUGGCCUCCAAGUGUGUCCCGGCCGGCCCUCUGCAGAGCUUUCUCAACAUUCUCCCAAGGAAGGACUGCAACAGAAAUCUCCAGACAAAACCAGACAGCCUGUAAAUGUUUUCUGUACAGAUGAACCUCUCAACCUGUCCAGUAAACCUGCAAACACCACACACACCACUGAGGCCAAUGGAAAGAUUCCAGACUGCAAACUGUUAUGGGACUAUGUGUACCACCUGCUGUCGGACAGUCGGUAUAAGGCCUUCAUACGCUGGGAGGAAUCGGACUCCAUGGUCUUCAGAGUGGUGGAUCCCAAUGGACUGGCACGACUCUGGGGCAACCACAAGAACAGGGCCAAUAUGACCUAUGAGAAAAUGUCUAGAGCAUUGCGCCAUUACUACAAGCUCAACAUUAUCAAGAAAGAGACGGGGCAGAGACUGCUCUUCCGUUUUCUCAAGACGCCUGAGGAAAUAAUGCAAGGCAGGUCGGAGCGUGCAGAACCGCCAGAGUCUCCCGAUAGUCCCGCGUCCCCUGACUACAGAGAAGACGCUCUGGAAGUAUCACCUGUAUCGACCCCUACCACCCCGAGUCCCAGCUCUGACCACAACUUCAGCAUAUCACCAAUCCCAUGACACUCACUUCUGCAUUAAUAAACCUGGCCUUUUAGAAUGGGAGACCCCAGAGCCGGACGUCAAAUUCAGAAUGAUGUGAAAUACAGACUGCCAUCUACAUCCCCAGAGAUUGCUGAUAUCCUGUCGAGGAACCAUUGGAAUAUUUUCGGAGAUGCUAAGUUUAGGUUUACUUCACACAGUUUUGACUCAGGGUAGUUUAUGCAGAUGUUUGCUGUGAGGAUGUGUUGAAAACUACAUGAAAUUCAUCAACGCAACAAUCAUGAUUGAUUCUCAUAGUCUUGUUGUCAAGUUGAUAUGAAAAACGUUCUCAGGUUGCAAAACUAUGCAAUGUUAUUUUUUAUAGAUUUGUGAACUGUACUGCAUUAAUUAAUCAAACGGCAUUAAUAAUAUGGGUGACACUUUAUUUCACAGUCCUAUUCCGCUGGAAUAUACUAUGUACUUAUAGUAAUUUCAGGGUAAUAACUAAGUACUAGUCCUGAACCUACACCUAAACCUAACCUUAACCCAUGUAGCGACUUUAUAUUCCCUAGUGCUUCCUUAGGUAAGUACACUGUAAUUACACGUAAGUGCACAUACUGUAAAAUAAAGUGCAUCCAUAAUAUGUACACUGAAAUCUGUUUUCAUGAAUUCCCUAUUGAUGCUAUAAAGGUAACUGACAAAUUAGAUGCUCAUACUUUUUAUAUGUAUAUUUUAGGUUAAAAUAAAUAUGAAU